Molecule: messenger RNA, 1448 nt
Organism: Cladophialophora immunda
Lineage: Eukaryota; Fungi; Ascomycota; Eurotiomycetes; Chaetothyriales; Herpotrichiellaceae
Exons: 1
Coding region: 70-1212 (380 amino acids)
Molecular function (GO): protein binding
Source: RefSeq, a predicted model, not a curated record
CAGAACUACCAGCAUUGCACACCUAACCUUCCCCCCUACCGUGACGAAUACCCAAGAUCAAUAUCAGACAUGUCCUUCAAAGCAGACGGACCCAAAGUCCGCCCCGAGCGAGUCAAACCGCCGCCCCCGUCUCCUCCGACAGAUGCACAUCCCAAUCCACCGUCAUGGUCCCGCCGCUCCUCGACCUCGUCCACAACCUCGUUCCAUUCCGCCCACUCGGUGCAGCAGGACCGCUUCUCCCCCGCCGAAGAAUCUCGCAUGCUGUCGCUCUCCAACGAUCUGAAAUCCCAGGCAAACACUUUCUUUUCCCGCCACGAUUACGAGUCCGCAAUCCAGAUCUACGACCGCGCCCUGGCGGAACUGCCGCGGUAUUUGGACUACGAGAUGGCUGUGCUACAGAGCAACAUUGCGGCCUGCCACUUGAAGCUUGAGCAAUGGAAGGACGCCGUAGAAAGUUGCGAAAGGGGCUUGGACGGCUUGGAACGAGAAUUGCCGACCAAGAAAAAAGAGAAGGCGAAGAAAGGGACACGGAAGAGCACCGGGGCAAAGAAAUCGCCAUCAACGAGACCGAGCAAUGGGAAGAGCCGGAAUGGGCGGUUAAAUUCAGACACCGAGUCGGACGACGAAGGAGCAUCACCACCGCAGUCCAGAGACCAAGCGAAGUCCGAGGCCACAGACGACGCGGUCGUCGAACUCCCCUCGGACGAAGAGGACGAAUCCGUCGCGCUGAAGAAUCUCCAGCUCUCAGACACGAGGAAAGCCGACAUCACACGGAUCCGCGUCAAGCUGCUGCUGCGCCGCGCCCGGGCGAGGUCAAACAUGUCCAUGCUACCUCCUUCGCCGUCGUCAACAACGUCUGCCGCACCGUCAAACGCCUCCUCCCCUCCCGGCUCAGCCUGGUCCAACCUCAGCGCCGCGCUCGAAGAUUACAAGGCGCUCUCCUCCACGCCGCAGUACUGGGAGACCUUGCCGGCGUCCGACAAGAAGACCGUCCGCGACGCGCUGGUCUUGCUCCCGCCCCGGAUCGAAGAGGCCAAGCAGAAGGAAGUCAGCGAGAUGAUGGGCAAGCUCAAGGACCUGGGCAACGGGAUCUUGAAGCCGUUUGGGCUGAGCACCGACAAUUUCAAGGUUGUCCAGGGCGAGGGCGGGGGGUAUAGUCUGAGCUUCGACGGCGGAGGAGGAGGAGGAGGAGGAGCGGGGAAGAAGGGCUGAAUGAAUGACCCGGGACGCGGACGAGGUCGUGUUGAUGCAGCUAUCUACGUGGCGGGCGAUAUGAAAAUACCUAACGAACGCGAAAUGUCUGAUGCAAUAUUAUCUGCUACGUGACGAUGACCACAUGCAUGUCAGACAAUAAUGAGAGUUGAUCGAAUCCGUUUUGAUUCCGACUGCGCUUAGCUCAGACUAUCUGUCGCAACAGCACCGGCUAUUCUUCACGAUGUAUGGAUGCU